AGAUAAGUGGGAAAUUGAAAAAAAUACUCUGAGCAGUUUGGCGCCCGAAAGCAGAAACUGGGCGAUUGUGACACCCGAACCGGGUCACCCGCCAAUCCUGCACCCCACCGGGUCACACCACCGUCCCCGAGCACCCCCCCACCCGGGUCACUCCGUGCGCCCGAUCCCGCCGAACCGUCUAACCGGCAUCACCCCACCCGGCUGUCUUCCCGUCCACGUCACCCCACCGGGCCAAUCAGGUGACCCUGAAUCCGGAUCACACCGUCACCCGCCGGCUGGAGAGGAGGAGGAAUGACCCGAUCCGGGUAGGAGACACCCGGGAGAGGGCCCGUAUGUGAAGAUAUACACAUUACUGUGAGGAAAACAACAAACACAUCCAAUAUGGAGGAAGCUCAGAAAGAAAAUUCAAUUUUGCACUUAAACAAAAGAGUUUUGCGCACCCCAUCAAAGCAGCCGACGUUGGUGUUAUCAGAGCUGCAAUGUGCGACUACCACCCUAAAGACGCCGACCAAACCACCAGAGACUAAUAACAACGACCCGUGGACCCCGACCGCAAACCUGAAGAUGCUGAUCAGUGCAGCCAGUCCUGAAAUCCGGAACCGAGAGCGGGAGAUGCUGGAGGAGCAGUUUUCUGGAGACGAACUUGAAAAAACACUACCGAGCCGCAAAGAAAAAAGCUUGGGUUUGCUGUGCCAGAAAUUUCUUGCGCGGUACCCCGAUUACCCCAAUCCGGCUGUCAAUAACAGCAUAUGUUUAGAUGAAGUCGCAGGGGAGCUGAGUGUUGAGCGCAGACGAAUUUACGAUAUCGUUAACGUCCUAGAAAGCUUGCAUAUGGUCAGCCGUCUCGCCAAGAACAAGUACAUCUGGCACGGCCGCCAAAACCUCAACAAAACCUUCGAGGCGCUGCGACAGGUUGGCGAGGAGUGUAAAUACGCCGACCAGAUCCUCCAUCUGAAGAAACGAGAGCAGGAGGAGCCGGAGUCUUUGGAGGAAGCCCCGAUUCCCAAAUCCUGGGUGAAGCAGACGGAGAUCAGCUUCGUGGAGCUUCCGGGACUGGAGUUCAGAGCCGCAUCAGUGAACAGCAGGAAGGAGAAGUCUUUACGAGUGAUGAGCCAGAAAUUUGUCAUGCUCUUCCUGGUGUCCAAACCACAGAUUGUGAGCCUGGAAAUUGCUGCCAAAAUUCUAAUCGGAGAAGAUCAGAUUGAUGAUUUGGAUAAAAGCAAAUUCAAAACAAAAAUCCGGCGUUUAUAUGACAUCGCUAACGUCCUGAGCAGUCUGGGUCUCAUAAAGAAAGUCCAUGUGACGGAGGAGAGGGGGCGGAAACCAGCGUUCCAGUGGACGGGGCCCGACGCUUGUACCGGACAGCAAGAGUCCUCUCCUGGCCACACGUUGCCCAGCUCUGUAGCGCUGGAUCUGAGAUCUCCUAAGGAGAAUUGUGCCAAGAAUCUGUUUUCCUCCCGCGGAAAGCAGAGCUUUACCCGCCACCAGUCUUUAAUCAAACUGGCCAGGAGUAUAGAAAACGACCGGCGGAAGAUCAACUCUGCGCCCAGCAGUCCUGUAAAGAGCGAUUCCAGUGACCUCUCCAUCCCCAGCAAGAUGGCUCAACUUGCAGCAAUCUGUAAAGAGCAGCUCGAUCAGACAAAGGAUGUAAAGAAGAUGAAAAUAAAGAUGUCGAGAGGGAACGCCAAGGUCGUUGUAAAGCCUCAGAACGCACCAUUGCAGCCGGCCAGUCCUCUUUUUUACCAGGCUCUUCCCCUCGUCCAGCCUCACGUCAGCUCCCCGACCUCCUACGCGGUCUAUCUGCAGCACCCGAACGGUAUUCAGGGACAUGCUGUCCUGUCUGCUCAGAAUUUCAUGUGUGAAGCCGCUCAAGGCGAUAAGAAUUCACUGGAAGACGACAAGAAGAUUCUCGUAUCCGGCGGGCCAGCUGAGAGCGAUUCUCUGCAUGAGAAGUGUUCCUGGAAACUCCCAGAAUAUGACAAUGGUGCCUCCAAAAGGAUUAAAGUUUCAGGACAAGAGGAUAUGGCGGAGAGAUUGUUCCCUUCCGGGUAUCUGAUCCCCUUGCAAUUGGCACAGAUGGGCAAUGAGUCUAGGAAAGAUCACACCACUUCCUGUACCGAUCAGAAGAUAUUCACUUCUCCUGUCACAGGUCUCAUCCCACUGAAGUUCAUGUUAUCACCAGGCUCAAUGGCUCCUCUGCCUGUUAUGGGCCAGGCUGCACCUCCUGUAACUUCUUCCGCUUCUUCUUGCCCGGGUUCCAGUUCGGGGAUAAUGAACUUCACCCUACACAACAAGGACCUGAUAUCGCCUCCUUGUGGUAGCUCGCAGCCCAUCACCAUCUCUCCACGAAACAGGAAACACCUGGAGGAGCUGCAGACAGCCCAAAUGUUAAACUAUAAACACCUUUCACCCGUCCCGUAUCAUGGACAGCCCUUCACUCUCUUUGCUGUACCACAGGCAGGGGUUCCCCUCACUCCUAAAGGAUCUCAACCACUGAAGGACAACUUCUUCCGCACCCCAGGGGGUGUGACGUCUUCGCCGAUCAUGUCCUCCACUCCCAACGGAGGAUCUCAGGGACCUGUUUAUGUAUCGCAAAGAAAACUUGAUGUGGGUGGAGAUGAUUAGCCUUUGACCUGUCCCUCGGUUUUUUUACUGUCUUGAGGCUCAUUGCCUAAAUCUGUAGGAUGCUCGCAUCUAAAAGUCAUGUGAAACUCUCUCAGGAACACCUUGAGAAACAAAGCGGGACAAUUUAGGGGCCUCUGCCAAUUGGCUGCUGGAGUUCUACAACAGCCUUAUACAGGUCCUCUUAGCCCAGUCUAGGGAGCUGUGACUUUAUUUCUCGACUUGAAGUGGAAUCGCUAUUGGCAGCAAAGUCCACACGAUUUCUACACGCAGACACAAUUUUACUAUGUUUUGUGCCAAUUUUGAUACUUUUUAUUCUUUUAUUUAAGCAUUUGGAAUUUAAUUUUCUUUAACGUUUUAAUGCCUGCUUAUGAUUUUUAAGGAGAAACGACUAGGACGGCAUGGGUUAAGCUAUGACAUACGGGUUUCGCCUAUUGCAGCUAUUCUCAACCAGGAUUCCUCUAGGGCAAACUUCAGCUGUUGCUGAGCUGUAAAUUCCACGACGCGUUUCAAGACUCUGACAACCACAAGCAUGACCUGCAGAGAGGCAUGAUGGCAAUUGUAGUCCCACAACAGCCGGCGAGCCAAAGUACCUACCCCUGCUCUGACGGUUGGUAGGGGGUUCAUAAGCUGGUGGUGACUGGGCUCGCAUUUUGAUGGUGCCUGCAAAGCCUACACCACUUUGCAUCUUUCCAACAGCAUGACACUGGAGAUGGCUGUCUGCAAGGGGGGGAGGGGGGAAUUCUUCCAACUGAUUGGGGCAUUUCUUCCUCUCACCCCACCCAAAUUAAAUUGGUUGAGCCCUGAAAAUUAUUAAAAGGUUUCCACUGGGGUAAAAAAACAAUGCGAUGGAGGCAGAAUCUGAUGUUGUAAAAGUCUUCUUCGGCCUUCUCUGCCAUGAGCAUUAGAAGACCUCCUCCAAAACCUCUACGGCUAAUAUGCAUUUAAUGACUAUGCUUACUGGAAGAGCAGAACUUGGCCAUAGAGUAUACGCGCGGCGCGACUCCUUAUUUCUAUUCACUGCUUUUUUAAGGAGAUCCAAUUUUUAUUACAUUUAUAAAAGCUCCUGCCAAGGGCUUUCCCAGAAGAUGGUUAGAUUGGGGGGG
This is a messenger RNA of Rana temporaria (common frog), 3728 nucleotides long. It is a transcript of the gene E2F8, whose product is annotated as E2F transcription factor 8. Gene Ontology annotation, biological process: regulation of transcription by RNA polymerase II. The transcript has 13 exons. Bases 382 to 2625 code for a protein of 747 amino acids. Gene Ontology annotation, molecular function: RNA polymerase II cis-regulatory region sequence-specific DNA binding; DNA-binding transcription factor activity, RNA polymerase II-specific. NCBI's taxonomy places the organism in Eukaryota, Metazoa, Chordata, Amphibia, Anura, Ranidae. The record is from RefSeq and is a predicted model, not a curated record. Gene Ontology annotation, cellular component: RNA polymerase II transcription regulator complex.